AUGAUUUAUUUAGAUUGGACAAACAUCACUAAUGCAGAUGCCAAUCUUGUGGAUGCUAAUGGAACAAUCAUUGAUACACGAAUGGUUCUUCCUAUGGUGCUUCAGUACUUAACCCCUGGUUGGGUGUCUUUUAUUGGUUUGGGAGCUAUCUCUGCUGCAGUGAUGUCGUCUGCCGAUUCAUCAGUUUUGUCAGCUAGUUCAAUGUUUGGGCAUAAUAUUUAUAAGACAAUCUUUAAGCCUAACGUGAGUGACAAGUAA
This is a messenger RNA of Hydractinia symbiolongicarpus, 258 nucleotides long. Its product is annotated as high-affinity choline transporter 1-like. Gene Ontology annotation, biological process: choline transport; transmembrane transport; acetylcholine biosynthetic process. Gene Ontology annotation, molecular function: choline:sodium symporter activity. Bases 1 to 258 code for a protein of 85 amino acids. The transcript has a single exon. Gene Ontology annotation, cellular component: plasma membrane. The record is from RefSeq and is a predicted model, not a curated record. Lineage: Eukaryota; Metazoa; Cnidaria; Hydrozoa; Anthoathecata; Hydractiniidae.